CUCACUUCACCCAACAUUUCCAAAAGAAGAAUGACGCCCGGCUAAAGAAACACAAGUGAUGGGUCUGCGCAGUUUGUCAGCUUUUAAAACAAUCCUCUAGACUGUAACCGGGCGUUUAAAGCGAUAUAUCCACAGAUUUUGACAUGAUCGAUACUUUUUUCUCACCGUUAUAUGUUUAACCAACUGCAGCUUUACUGUAGGAAGGAAACAGCAGAGGAAAAGGGACUGACUGCGCACUGUUGGCCCACCAAACGCGACACUCUUAUGGACGAUUACUUAUAUCAGCAACGUACUUUAUAUCAACAUAAAUGAUUGUAUUUUUUAACCCAGUCCUUUUAUGCACGCACAAAGACUACUUUAGUAUAUCUAAGACUAUGUGAAGUUUUGGUAGUUGGUUUAUUACGUGUGAUUUGUCAUUUGUUUUUAGGGCCAAAGGUUGUUUUGCUUGUGUCUUUGCUGAUCGAUCAUUAAAUCGAUCAGACGUAUCCCCGGCGUGAUUGAUCAUGGCCACUGACGUAACAGUGUCUGAAGAAGUCUCGAAUCAGAGAGACUUGAGCGAUAUAAAUGACAACAAAAGUCACCCUGAAUCCGACACACCCAAUCGGACAUCGGAGGUUCAAAACAUUAAUAUUAGUAGCUCUUUAACAUCAUCGGUUCAUUCUGGAGAGGAAAUAUCUGAUAACUACACAGCAGGGAAUUCGCUGGCAAAUGGAGACAGUCCGAUCCAAACAGGAGGUCCGCCACCGGAAGUAGCAACUCCAGACAAUGGACAAAAACAAGGCGUGAAGACCUCAACUCCAGUCCGGCUCUUUUCAUCAGCUGAACACAAUGGAAGUUUUGAGCACCAGGAGUCGGUCGCUACCACAGAGGCCCGGCUGAGAAUGGAAGGGGUGGAGCUAAAGGAGGAGUGGCAGGAUGAAGAUUUCCCCAGGCCACUUCCAGAAGAGGAAGAGGAGCUUUUCACUGGUGAUGGAGCACCUGCUACGCAAUCUUACAGUGCAAAGAAAACCAAAAAGAAGCUCUUGGCUCCAGAUAUCAGCCUGAAUCUGGACCGUAGUGAAGGCUCGGUCUUGUCAGAUGAGUUAGAUGAGAGCACAGAAUUGGACCUGGAUGAUAUCGACACGCCCUCCGACAAUAGCAAUGAGUUUGAGUGGGAAGAUGACCUUCCCAAGCCUAAAAACACUGACCUGCUGCAUAAAGGUGUGGAAUCGGUGCGGGAGUACUCGGGCGCGGAGGAACAUGAGCGAGAGGAGGGUCGACGCUGGAGAGUGUUUCGCAUCGGAGAACAGGACCAUAAGGUGGACAUGAAGGCCAUUGAACCUUACAAGAAAGUCAUCAGCCAUGGAGGUUACUAUGGCGAUGGGUUGAACGCCAUCAUCGUCUUUGCCGUUUGCUUUAUGCCCGAGAGCAAUCAACCAAAUUACAGAUACAUCAUGGACAAUCUGUUCAAGUAUGUCAUAGGAACCCUAGAGCUGCUUGUAGCUGAAAACUAUAUGAUUGUAUAUCUGAAUGGAGCCACUUCACGUCGAAAGAUGCCCAGCGUAGGCUGGCUCAGGAAGUGUUAUCAGCAGAUAGAUAGGAGGUUAAGGAAGAAUCUCAAGUCUUUAAUAAUCGUGCACCCGUCCUGGUUUAUUCGCACUCUUCUGGCCCUCACAAAACCUUUUAUAAGCACAAAGUUUAGCCAGAAAAUCAAGUAUGUGUUCAGCCUUACGGACCUGGCGACGCUUGUCCCGAUGGAGUACGUGUCCAUACCCGAGUGCAUUAAACAGUUUGACGAAGAAAAAAAUAGGAAAAAACAUAAAAGGAUUGACCAGGAAAUGCAUGGAAAAGUGGAGAUAGCAACCGCGGCCGUGCCUGAGUAAGCCGAAGGAAAAUAAGCUGGAAGAUGAAACACGUCAGAUUUCUUUUAACUGGAGAACACAAGAUCUUGAUGUCAGAAAUGUGCCGUUAUUGUUGCCACUGCCUGUUACUGUACCUUAUGGGAGUGUCUCUCCCUCUCGCUGUCGCAUUUGCGUGCCAAACAUUUGUCUGAAGGCAUCUGAUUUCUGUGCAUUGAGCAUUUUUAUCUUUUUUAUAUGCAUCAUUUCAAUAAGUAGAUACUGUCAACGUUGUUCUAGUAUUGUAUCUUGCUUGUAGUUAAGGCACUCCGUUAUUGAACUAGUUGAUGCAUGUGUUACAUUUAAGGAUCUGUAUUUAUAUUCAAAAGGUGUUAAAGGAGAAAGAUUAAUAUAUUUUUAUGAUUGAAAUGUUAUUUUUAGGGCUGCAUUGAUUGUCAUCUGCUUGCUGCUCGUCUCGUUGUUUACUGCUGAAUAUCUCAGAAUAAUGUUUCGUGCCCCAGGAAAAAAACUGAGAUAAUAUGUGGACAUGUUGCACCAGUAGCAGUUCUGCAGUUCACAUUCAUUACCCUAAAUGGUUUGGGAGGUAGGGGCUCUUGUGUGUGUUGUGUUCUUGCGAGUAAACUUCCACACAAAAAUCACAUUGUCAUUAUGUAUAAGGAACUGAAUGCUGUUUAACACUUUG
Molecule: messenger RNA, 2520 nt
Organism: Paramisgurnus dabryanus
Lineage: Eukaryota; Metazoa; Chordata; Actinopteri; Cypriniformes; Cobitidae
Gene: bnip2
Product: BCL2 interacting protein 2
Biological process (GO): apoptotic process
Cellular component (GO): cytoplasm
Source: RefSeq, a predicted model, not a curated record